Thelazia callipaeda (thelaziosis nematode) is the source of this 540-nucleotide messenger RNA. NCBI's taxonomy places the organism in Eukaryota, Metazoa, Nematoda, Chromadorea, Rhabditida, Thelaziidae. The record is from the annotation of a GenBank genome assembly.
AUGUUGAAUCUUCAAAAACGAAUCAGUGGUGUAGACGAAGAAAAGGCAUAUUUAGGUACUCGUAUAUCUAUUAGAGACAAAUUACUUUCUCAAGAAUUAAAAGAAUUGGAAUCAAGUCUGAAAAAGGUGCCUUCGUGUAGACUGCAUUUUCCUUCAACAUCGGCAUUACAUCAUAUGGAACUUACUGUUAGUCCAGUUGAAGGCAUUUAUCAGGGUGGUGUAUUCAAAUUUGUGAUCACUGUACCUCCUGAAUAUAACAAUGUUCCACCUGUAGUGAAAUGUUUGACUCGUGUUUGGCAUCCAAAUAUUACAGAAGAAGGUGCCAUAUGUCUGUCUCUUUUACGACAGAAUAGUAUAGAUGGAUAUGGCUGGAUGCCAACUCGUCGACUUAUCGAUGUAGUGUUAGGCUUGGAUAGUCUUUUCACUGAUUUAAUUGAUUUCGAUGAUGCUUUAAAUGCUGCGGCUGCACAACAGUGGUCUACCAAUAAGGAGGCGUAUAUCACAAAAGUUCGUGAAUAUAUCAUGCGUUUUUGUUCGUAA